Molecule: messenger RNA, 339 nt
Organism: Emericellopsis cladophorae
Lineage: Eukaryota; Fungi; Ascomycota; Sordariomycetes; Hypocreales; Bionectriaceae
Product: putative UPF0045 protein ECM15
Exons: 3
Coding region: 1-339 (112 amino acids)
Cellular component (GO): cytosol
Source: RefSeq, a predicted model, not a curated record
AUGGACUACAGCUCCAUCAACACCCCGCCAGCUUGUUAUGCCGACUUUUGCCUGGUGCCGGUCGGCACGGGUACUACUUCGGUCGCAGCGGAGGUCGCUGAAGUACAGAAAGUCAUAAAAGCCAGCGGACUCAAGUACACGAUGCACUCAGCCGGCACUACCCUCGAAGGCCCAUGGGACGAGGUCAUGACAGUCAUUGGCAAAGCUCACACCGUCGUCCACCAAACCGGCGCUGUCCGUGUCCAGACGAGCAUGAGGGUUGGCACGCGGACUGACAAGAAGCAGACGGCGGAAGACAAGGUCAAGAGGGUUAAAGAUCUUCUCGAGAAGUCGGAAUAG